Molecule: messenger RNA, 2254 nt
Organism: Motacilla alba alba
Lineage: Eukaryota; Metazoa; Chordata; Aves; Passeriformes; Motacillidae
Gene: TSNARE1
Product: t-SNARE domain containing 1
Exons: 15
Coding region: 389-1264 (291 amino acids)
Biological process (GO): vesicle-mediated transport; intracellular protein transport; vesicle fusion
Cellular component (GO): endomembrane system; SNARE complex; membrane
Molecular function (GO): SNAP receptor activity; SNARE binding
Source: RefSeq, a predicted model, not a curated record
UUGCGGUGGGCGGGGCCUCGGCGGUCACGUGAUGUUUGGGUGCCGGCGGUGAGGGGCGCGCGGCGGCAGGAACAAUACUGCUGAGCUGGGCCUUGGGUCCAUUGGGUUAUUGCUGCCAAGUUCCCAACAAGUGGCUCCACAGCACAGCAGAAUAAAAUUGUGGAUUAGAAGAAAGUCUUGUGUGCCCAGGAGAGCAGGACUUGGGAAGCAGCUGGUAAAUUUUGGAUCUCGGGUUGCAUUUUGUGAUGAAGGUUGUGCUGGUAGCUCUGAACUCACCUGAGACCUGGGAGAGCUGAGGUUUGUUCCCAAGUCCAUCUCAGACUUCCCAACUUCAUCUUCAGCUGAAUCUUGUUUGAAGUGUAAUCCAGCAUCCAUCACUAUCCAGAAAAUGUCAUAUGGAUCCAUUGAUGGGAGUGGAUUUGGGAGCAGGAACCCAUUUGGAGGCCCUUCCAGACAAGGCUAUCAACCCCUCGCCACUCAGAUAGAUCCCAGUGAGCUGCAGGAACUUUUUCAGGAGACUUCAGCCAAUGUCUUCCGAAUUAACUCCAAUGUGACCUCUCUGGAAAGAAGUCUUCGAUCCCUGGGGACCUCAAAUGAUACUCAAGAACUGCAGGAUGGACUGCAUGCCACCCAGCAGGAGACUAAUAAAACCAUCACGACUAGCACCAAAGCCAUCAAGCAGCUGUCUGAGGUUGUCAGAGGCUCAUCCAGGCAAGAAAGGCUUCAGCUGGACAGGCUGAAGAACCAAUUCUCAGAUGCCAUCCAGAGAUACGGAGCUGUGCAGAAAAAAAUAGCAGAGAAAUCCAAAGCUUUACUUCCUACUGGGCAGAGAAGCACCAAACAGCAGAGCCCUAAGGCCCCCUUCUCUGACCUGCCUGAUGAUGAGAAGAUCUUUAACGGAGGCGAUGGCGUGUGGCAGAACCAGGGCCAGGACCAAGCCUUGCUCUCGGAAAUCACGGAGGAGGAUUUGGAAGCCAUCCGCCAGCGGGAAGAGGCCAUCCAGCAGAUUGAGAGUGACAUGUUGGAUGUGAACCAGAUCAUCAAAGACCUGGCCUCCAUGGUGCACGAGCAAGGGGACGCAAUAGAUAGCAUUGAAGCCAACAUUGAGGCCUCUUCUUCCAACGUAGAAUCAGCCAAUGAGCAGUUGGCAAAAGCAAGUCAGCACCAACUACGAGCCAGGAAGAUGAAGUGCUGCCUUCUCUCCAUCGCUUUGGCUGUUCUGCUGCUCGUUGUCAUCAUCAUCGCGGUCUCCGUCAAGCGCUGACCUGGCUGAGCUUUGCACAGAGCCUGUGGUCACCCUGGGAAGUGGAAUGGAUUCUCAAGGCACUGCACAUCCAGGCCCCACGUCCGUGUCUGCAUUUCUGAUCAAAUCAUAUUAAACCUGCUGUAACCAUCAAGCACUAAUUGUAUGAAAGAAAAGCUAAGUUUUAUACUGUGUGUUGGCAUCAUUGUGAAUAAUUUUGCCUAUUUUUCCCCCUCUUCGUCAUAGGCAUGUUUUACCUUACGUUACAGAUUUUAAUUAUGCCCCCUGUAUCCAGGGAAUUCUAUUUCUCUGCCUCCAGAUUUGCUAUACAAUGUGCUGUAAGAUAAGUAGCUGUUCAUUCAUCUCUGUUGUUUGUGUUUUUAACAUGCUCCUGAUCUCCAAUUCUGCUCAUUUAAAACCAUGAAAGUCAGUCAAGAUGUUUGUCUGGUUAGUUUCUUUUUUUUUUUUUUUGUUACUGUUUUUAUAUGUUUAAAAAUUAAUUUAGCUCAGAUUCCCCUACUGUGCACUGCUGCUUUAGAAUUUGCUCUGCUGCAUCUGAGCUAAGCACUUCCACAAUUUCAUGUGCCGUUUAAAGCACAUCAAUUAGAUGCUUAUUUGAUCCCACUGUAUGCACAGAACACCGUAAUUAUUCAUGAGAAACAUCACUGAAAGAGCAGGACAAAUAAACAAAACAUUGUUUUAUGAUUUUUGGUGGCCUUUAAAAAAAAAAAAAAGCAAGAUAUCUCAUGAAAAAUGUCAAAUCUUUCUUAGACUUCAUUUAAUAGGUUUCAAUGCAACCAUUUGCGAGUUUGUUCCAUUUUCAUCCAUAAUGUUUUUUCCUGACAACAUGAUUGAAAAUGCCAUUUAAAUUCAUCUUUAAAUGUGUCAUGUGUUAUAAAUGCAGUUUUCCUCCAGUAAAUAAAGCAUUUCAAAAACGGUUUUAAUUAAAAUGCCAUAAGAUUUAUUGAAGAGAAUUUAACAAAAUUAUAUAUUUUUUACUCUUUGGGAAAA